Molecule: messenger RNA, 1227 nt
Organism: Rotaria sp. Silwood2
Lineage: Eukaryota; Metazoa; Rotifera; Eurotatoria; Philodinida; Philodinidae
Source: the annotation of a GenBank genome assembly
AUGUUUAGAUUACGAUAUUCACGUGUUGCUGAAAGUUCAAUAUCAUUAUUACAAAAAUUCAUUAAUUCAAUUUUUAUUAAUCUUGAAAUAUAUAUAAAAGAAAAUCAUUUUUAUUGUGAUAUGAUAACACCAACAUCAUCUAAUCGUGCAAAUCAAAUAAAACGUAUUCAUGCAUGUAGUCAAAUAUUAAUUGCAUUAGAACUUUCAUGUUGGCUUAAUGAUUCAUAUUAUGCACUACAAUCAAUUAUUUAUUUAUAUGGUUUAUUAACACCAUUAAUAUUUUAUAAAAUAUUUUAUUCAUCUGUAAAUCAAAUUUUUGAAAAAUGUUUAUCUGUAUUUGAAGAAAUUUCUCAACAAAUGCCAAAACAACGUACACGUACUAUACAAGAUAAUAUUCAUCAUAUGAUUGCAUGUAUAUCAUAUUAUAUGAGUCAAUAUUUACAACAAAACGAUGAAAUUAAAUUAUCGAAUUUAAUUAAUCAAAUAGGAAAAAAGUUCUUAUCAUCUAUGCCAACAACACAGCAAAUAUCGCAAACAACAAAUAUAAAUGAUACAACUGGACCUGAACAAUUUUCACCAGCAGGUACAAAAGGACAAAUAGCAUUAUCCGAUGAUAUUGCUGAACAAUUAAUACCAAAAGUUCAUUAUUCAACAAUUCAUAAUGAAGAACUUAAAGCAUUAGAACGUUUUGUAGCUAGAGAACGUACUCCACAUACAAUUCUUACUGGAAAUGAAGAUCCGACUACUGUCUAUAUUUUUAUUAAUGCAACAUCUGCUCGACAAAGUUAUAAAGAAGUUCAAAAGUUCCGUAAACGCCCUUCCUAUAUGGAAUAUCUUGCACAAGUUUUAGUAAAAUCUUUAAUUGAUUCAUCUAAUGAUGAUAUUCUAAAUUGGUAUGAUGAAAAUCAAACAUUUAUAUCCAAACGAAAUGAACUUAUUCUUGGACCAUGGCGUAUGAUAAUCAGUAAAGGAGAUGGUAUUAUAGCAAUAGCUGGUAGUAAUGAAAAUAAAUAUGCUGCUGCAUUAACAGAAUUUAGUCCAGAACGAAAGAAAAAACAAGCUGGAAAAAAGAAACAAUCAAAUGUAACUAGAAAAUUGUUACGAGCAAAACCAACUAAAUAUUAUUAUCUUAUUCCACCUAAUACACCAGAGGCAGUUCGUCUUGAACUUGAACAACGUCAAAAACCUGUAAGUAUUACUAACAUUUUCAUGAAUUAUAAUACAUAG